Drosophila grimshawi is the source of this 2213-nucleotide messenger RNA. Its product is annotated as putative mediator of RNA polymerase II transcription subunit 26. The transcript is spliced from 3 exons. The record is from RefSeq and is a predicted model, not a curated record. Gene Ontology annotation, molecular function: DNA binding. The coding region runs from base 260 to 1726 and encodes 488 amino acids. Gene Ontology annotation, cellular component: nucleus. Lineage: Eukaryota; Metazoa; Arthropoda; Insecta; Diptera; Drosophilidae.
AACGUUGGUGAGACCGUCGACGAGACGAACGCACCGCGCAAAGCCCACACAUAUGCACACACACAGACACGCGCGCACACACUGACAGACAGACAGACAGACACCACUCAGGCAACACACAGAACAGCGACUACGACAAUGUUGGUGGAGUGCAGCUGUGAAAAAUUGAAACAAAAGUGCUAAAAUUUGAUUAUUAACGGAAAACAAAAAAAUAUUCAACAUUUCCAACCAACGCAGAUUCCUCAAGAAGCUCGUCAACAUGGAUCGAGUGACAAAACCGCAAAAAAAAAUGCUCAUCACAUUGCUGCGCGAGACAAAAUACAUGGAGGGCAAAAAGGAGAAGGAAUGGUAUUGGGAGAAGAUCCAAGCGGCGCUGAACACCAUCGGCCCAAAGAAAACAAUCAUACAGUGGAAAAAGUGCUGGCGCGAUAUGCGUUUGACGACGCGCAAGAAGCUGGCGGAGCUGAAGCGUUGCCAACUGUCCGGUGGAUCACCGCCACCGGGCAUUGAGCUGAAUCAGGAGGAUAAUGAUAUUAUUGACAUUGUGGGCACCGAAUACUUUUACGAGGAGAUGAAUGGCGAGCUGAAGCCGGAGAAUUUUAUGACGGGUUUUGAUUAUGUGCCGGAGCACUUUUGUGAUGCCAUAUUGACGGCUGCUGCGGGUCAGCAGCAACAGCAGCAGCAGCAGCAUAUGCAACAUUCGAAGGAUCCGCAGUCGCACAGUGGUCAGCAGCAGGCGCAGGAUCAUCAUACCAAUGAUGGGGAGACAAACGAUGCGCCCGGCUCCUCCAAUGGUGGUUCGUAUCAGGGCCAGAAUGUCAGCCAACUGCAGUCGCACAACGGUGGCGGAGGAGGCGAACAUGGCAAUGGAAAUGGCACACAGCCGCAUCCCGGGAUGCCGCCGCAUCCAGCGUUUCAUGGCGGGCUACAUCCGCAUCUGCUGAGGCGCCAGCACACAAAUGCUGCACUGCAGCGCGAGACACCGUUCGAGGAGAAGCUGCUGCAGUUCAUGCAGGAUGCGUUCCCCAAGAAGAGUAAAAAGCGGAAGCAGCGUGAUCCUGACAAGCUCUUCCUCCUCUCCCUGUACGAAGAGAUUAAGCGCGUUCCCGAGGAAAUACGACUGGAUGUGAAGUCCGAACUGAUGCAGAUCUUGAAGAAGUAUCAAAAGAAAUCACCCGUUAAGGCGGAAAAGUCCUCCACAUCGACAUCUUCUGCAGUGGCCAAGCAGAGCAACAAUAGCAACAGCAGCAGCAGCUCUGCAUCCGCACAUCUCUCGCACGGCAUGUAUCAGCUGCAGAAGAAGUAUGAAAAGGCGGAGAAGGAGGCGUUGCCGCUGUCGCCCGUGGAUCCGGUGCCGUUGCAUGCACCGCAGCAGCUGCCACUAUUCCAGCUGCAGAAGAAGUACGAGGAGACCGCCGAGAAGGUGCAUCAGCAGCAGAACGAACAGCGUAAACUGGAGGCGGCGCAUCAGCAGCAGCAUGCUGCCCACCAGCAGCCGCCGCCGCCGUCAAAUGAGCAGCAUUUGCAUCAUCCGCAAAUGGCGCAUAAUAUCAUGUUCCCGCCGGCCCAGCAUCAUGCCCACAAUCCACACCAGCAGCAGCAGCAACAGCAGCAACAGCAACAACAGCAGCAGCAGCAUCCCCACCAGCAGCAUCAUCCGCCAACGAUCUUUGGCACACCCGCCAGUGCUGAUCGUCCGGCGAUGUCCUAUGAGAAUGUCGGGUGAAUGUUGAGCCGUCUGUGGGAAGCCACUUGUGGAGCGCGCCCUUCGACGGUGUCCCCCACGACGGCAGACGCGCACAACAGCUGUUAAGCAAUCAAGCACAGUCAAUCCAACUAGUAACUAGCCACCAGAACGAGAUCUGCUCGAAGACAGAAUGAGAAUUGGGUUCGGGUUCGGGAUCGAGAUCGAAAUCGGAAUAGGUCCUCUAAUGCCGGAACUGUGUGCAACAAUUUGUUUUAAACAUUAGGUUUAACAAACAAACGUAGUUUUAAUCCUUAUGCUAGCUUCUAUCAUGUAGCCAUGAAAUGAUCUUCAUGUAAAUGCCUUUGGAAUACGUUCUAAUUGGCGCAUCAUCAAUAAUUGCAUAUGUAUAUAGAUAAGAUAUACAUAAAAUUGAUUAAAAAAAAACAAACAACAUAUUGAAAUUGUGACAUUUAUUUUCAAUUACAAAACAAAUGAAUUUAAUAUAUGUAUACAAAAUACUAAAAAA